AUGGCUCCACGAAACCUCCUCGAUCUCCCUGCAGAACUUCGCAACAACAUCUACACGCACCUCUUCUCGAACGAGUGGUUAUACAUCGACCCAUGCGUUUAUACAUCUGCUCCGAGGACUUGCACCUGCGACCAGCGUCAUGGUACAUCGAUUCUACAGACUUGCAGGCAGCUACGCCGUGAAGCAAUGGCAGUCUACUUUGCCAACGUCAAAGUGUCGUUCGACGUAUGCAGAUCUAUACCGCCUCUUGGCCUGAUCAACUGGCUGGAUGAUAUUGGGGAAGAAAACAGCAAGCUGAUACGGCGUUACCGGAUGCGAUGGAACAAUUAUGUCGAUAUCAGUUUGGAUCUGGGACGGUAUGCGAUGGGUCCGUCGAAGCCUCCGGUCCUUAAUCCUCGCAGUGGAAACCAUCCAUCGAUCAGCAACCUUAAGUCAACCGAUACUAAAUCACCCUACUUCCUAUAUCGUGACCCUCAAGAUAAAGCACAACCAUCAACAAACCCAACGAGAAGCAUCCGCACAGGUGAGAAGCACUGCAUCACAGUCCAAGGCACGCCAGUCUAUGGCCCUGAGUACUGGGACAGGAUGGGGACGGCGGACUUCUCGAAUACCAUUACUUGGGUGUUGUCGCAACGCAUGGAGGAAGUGUUGAAGGACAGGAGUGGGCUUUAUCUUACCAAGCAAGAUUUGGUUGAGUUCGUGAUCGAUGCGGACCAACAUGGGUCUGGGCUGAGGUGGUUGUGGUUUUGGUGA
Molecule: messenger RNA, 753 nt
Organism: Fulvia fulva
Lineage: Eukaryota; Fungi; Ascomycota; Dothideomycetes; Mycosphaerellales; Mycosphaerellaceae
Exons: 1
Coding region: 1-753 (250 amino acids)
Source: RefSeq, a predicted model, not a curated record